Messenger RNA from Mollisia scopiformis, 492 nucleotides. RefSeq names its product trafficking protein-like protein particle complex subunit 2. NCBI's taxonomy places the organism in Eukaryota, Fungi, Ascomycota, Leotiomycetes, Helotiales, Mollisiaceae. Gene Ontology annotation, biological process: endoplasmic reticulum to Golgi vesicle-mediated transport. Bases 1 to 492 code for a protein of 163 amino acids. The transcript is spliced from 3 exons. Gene Ontology annotation, cellular component: cytoplasm; TRAPP complex; nucleus. The record is from RefSeq and is a predicted model, not a curated record.
AUGUCCUACUAUUUUGCCAUCAUUGGCACGAAAGACAAUCCUCUGUUCGAAUAUGAGUUUGGAACUGCCAAGCAGGGUGGAGAUGGCAUCGCGCGAUUCGCGGAGCAAGCCCGACAUAUGAACCAGUUCAUCGUGCACAGCAGCUUGGACAUUGUGGAGGAGGUGCAGUGGGGAAACGGGCAGAUGUACCUGAAGUGCAUCGACCGAUUCUACAACAACUACGUAUCCUGCUUCAUGACAGGCGGAAACGUCAAAUUCCUCCUUCUACACUCACCGUCCCAACCUGCCACGACCAACACAAGCCGGGCCAGCACAUCGAUAGGUGCCAAUCCAACAUCACCUCAAACGGAGGAGGCAAUCAAGCAGUUCUUCACUGAGGUGUACGAGAACUGGGUAAAGACAAUCAUGAACCCUUUCUACAACGUCAACGCGGAGGUCAGGAGUCCGGUAUUUAGGAGUCGGGUUGCUGCCGCGGGGAAGAAAUAUUUAUGA